AUGUCCGCCUCCGAGUCGACCCAGUUGAAGGCAUGCAGGCCAUGCUCCAAGGCCAAGGUUCGCUGCGAUCCCGGGCCCAGCGUUGCGUGUCAGAGAUGCCAUCGCCUGGGAAAGGAUUGCAUCAAGCAGGCUCCCAGAUUCCAUAAACUCAAACACAAUAACAUGUCGUAUGUCGAUGUUGGACGGUUGGAGAGGAAGCUUGACAAUGUGACAUCGCUACUCACAGCCUCGCGGAGGUAUGCGGAAGGCAUCAACAGCCAUGCCAAUGUCGCUUCCCCAGCACGAGAAGUGGUUUGGGUCUCUGAGCCAAGCGAUCAGGAAACGGAGGACAUGCUGAAGGCCUUCCACCAAAGCAUGGCCCUUUUCUUCCCAUUUCUGGUACGCUCGCCCUCUUUGACUGCCCAUGACUUGCGCACCCAGAAGCCGCUCCUUCGUCUGGUCAUCCCGGUUAUUUUCUACAAAAAUGUUUCGUCACAGCAAGCACAUGCUGUGAAAUCGAGGGAGUACUGGAUGGAGCAGUUAUUGGUUAAGGGAGAGCACGGUUUAGAUCUCUUCCAGGGGCUUCUGAUGUUUAUUGGCUGGACGCAACUUACUUUGCCAAUGCCCCGCGUAACACUGGUCAACAAUUACCUCCAUCUCCUGGAAGCGCAAGUCAACAACCUUGACUUUCGCGGAGACUCGAAAUCGGGUAUGACCGGCUCGGUAUUUUCAUAUCUGAAAGAUUUUGGGCUGGAUGAGCGUUUGCGCGAUUCUCGUACACUGGAGGAGCUGAGGGCCUAUCUGGGAUGCUUUUACUUGGUCACAAUGGUAUCUCUGUGUUUGGAUGAAAAGGAUCCCAUGCGAUACACAGAUUACACAGAAGAGUGCUGUCGUGCUGUAGAAGCAGCUGCUGAAUUUGAAUCUGACAAGCAUCUCAUCCAACUGGUCCGGAUAGCACAGAUGGCAGCAAAGAUCCAUCGCACCCUCAAUCGCCACGAAAUCGACGUCCCCAACGGAUCCGCAUCGACAGCCAUGAUCAUUCGCUUGCUACAGAAAGACAUGCAACAGCUCAGGGACUCAUUGACCUGCGAAUUUCCCCAGUCCGCGAUCGUCUUCCUCCACUACCACACUCUCGAGCUCAUGAUCUACCGCACCGCCAUGACGAAACUUCUCCACGACCACCCCAUCCCUCAAAUAGACGUAUUAUGUGCUUGCGUCGAAGCCACCAAGUCCUUUUUCGACACCUUUUUCACCAUCCCUUCGCACCUUUACCUCCAAUUGCCAUACACUAUUUGGGUCCAACUCGGCCACGGCCUCGCCAUUCUCUCCCGGAUAUUAAUCCACAGCGACCCCAGAGGCAACUGGGACCGCGAAUACGCUCGUCAGCGGCUCAACUUCGACGCAACCGCCGACACCUUCGGUCUGAAAGUCGAAGAAGCCAUCUCACAGGCUGCAGCGGAGGACAUCGAGAUGCCGCCGAUUUUUACCCAGAUCAAGAAUAGAGUGGUCAUGUGGAAGGAGGGCCAUGCGGCCCGGUGCGCUACUUUGGAUAGAUGGAAUCAGGACCAGCCUCAGGCAAUUGCUCCUGGUAUGGACGAGCUGAUCCCCGACGUGGAUGUGGAUGAUAUGCUGAUGACGGGAUCUAUAUGGAAUUUCUUUUCUCUGUAG
This is a messenger RNA of Aspergillus heteromorphus CBS 117.55, 1647 nucleotides long. RefSeq lists its product as uncharacterized. Gene Ontology annotation, cellular component: nucleus. Gene Ontology annotation, biological process: regulation of DNA-templated transcription. Gene Ontology annotation, molecular function: zinc ion binding; DNA-binding transcription factor activity, RNA polymerase II-specific; transcription cis-regulatory region binding. Bases 1 to 1647 code for a protein of 548 amino acids. The transcript has 6 exons. NCBI's taxonomy places the organism in Eukaryota, Fungi, Ascomycota, Eurotiomycetes, Eurotiales, Aspergillaceae. The record is from RefSeq and is a predicted model, not a curated record.